UGAUUUAUGUGACAAAGUUUGCCAAAGAAAAGGGUUUGACAUUUGUUAAAUUUUUUUGGAUUUGUUUUGUUUCCUGUUGUUUAAUUCUUGAGUUUUAUAUCUAUCUAAUGUUUUCUAGGCUGUGUUUGUAGUCAAGACAAGAAAAGUCUUUGUACAUAGAUGUUCAUUGUUAAUUUUUAACCCAAAAUAUUUUAAGGAUAAAAAACGAAGAAUUUAAGGCCCAAAAGGUUAUUAAUUAGGAAAAGCAAGAACAUUUUUUAAUGAAAGUUCUAUAAUGAGUUACAUUCUAGAAUGACGAAAACAUGACAGUUCGGUUAUAAACCCUGAAUUGAAAAAUUGCCAACCUUGUGUUUUGUACAACAUUGUGAUACUGUAGCAUGUAGAUAUGUACAUAAGUUACCAAUUACAUAAUUGUGGUCGAAUUCUUGUACACUAUUUCAGAGUGGAGAAUGUUUUGUAUUCGGAGUAAACUGCCUCGUCUGGCGACCAAUAUAUAUUUACACUUCAGAUUAUAUUCAGACUCGGUCAAGUGGAAAUCAGUUCAUCUCACAAAUAGAUCUUUAAUUAGAAUUGAGGGAGCUGAGUCUGCAGGCCUACUUCAAGGCCUAGUAACUAAUGAUAUUAAUGGUCUAGUAGACAAGGAGUAUCCGAGUAUGUACUGCAUGUUCCUCAAUUCUGCAGGACGGGUUCUAUUUGAUUCAAUCAUUUCUCCGGGUUUCGAACCCAACCAGUUCUUCCUAGAAGUUGACCAGGCAAUGAGUAAGAACGUGAUCAAACAUCUCUCCAUGUACCGCGUCCGGAGAAAGAUUGCGAUUGAACCGGUCUCGGAACUCAAGGUUUACUCAGUGUUUCAUGAGGACCUGAAAGUUCGAACGGAAUCUAAUCUUCAAACCCGGAGUUCUCAUCUUGGUUCAACAUUUUGUGACGGAGGUGUACGAAACUCAGUGUUACCUCCUGUAUCCAACCCUACAUCAAUCUGCUUUCCUGACCCACGGGUUGACCUGCUUGGAUAUAGAUACAUAGGACCGGACCACCCGGAGUCAAACCUUAACUUCAGCCUGGAGCAGGGAACUGUCUUAGAUUAUAAUAUACAGAGAUGCGUAGUGGGAGUUACUGAGGGUUCAGGAGAUAUUCCUCCGACCAAAGCAUUACCUUUAGAAUAUAACCUUGAUUAUCUCCACGGGGUUAAUUUUCACAAAGGAUGCUAUAUUGGACAGGAGUUAACCGCUAGAACCCAUCAUACAGGAAUAAUUCGUAAACGAAUCCUUCCGAUAAAAUUUGGAACUGAGGACCACAACAUAGAACUAGACUCAACCAUUGUCAACGAAUCUGGGAAAAAUGUUGGAAAAAUUCGCAAAACUGAGGGAAAGCACGGCUUAGCUAUGGUUAGGUUGGCCGAAGCUUUUUCAUCCGCCUCGUUGAAGUGCGGGGAAGUUUCCGUUUCCGUCUGGAAACCGGUUUGGUGGCCGCAGGAGAAGGAUGAAAAGAAGGGAUCAAAUUAAUCAGAUAUAUAUUUUCAGA
Eurytemora carolleeae is the source of this 1521-nucleotide messenger RNA. Its product is annotated as putative transferase CAF17 homolog, mitochondrial. The transcript has 8 exons. The record is from RefSeq and is a predicted model, not a curated record. Gene Ontology annotation, molecular function: protein binding. The coding region runs from base 450 to 1502 and encodes 350 amino acids. Gene Ontology annotation, cellular component: mitochondrial matrix. NCBI's taxonomy places the organism in Eukaryota, Metazoa, Arthropoda, Copepoda, Calanoida, Temoridae.